Messenger RNA from Malania oleifera, 3616 nucleotides. RefSeq lists its product as uncharacterized. Gene Ontology annotation, cellular component: CURI complex; UTP-C complex; small-subunit processome. Bases 96 to 3308 code for a protein of 1070 amino acids. The transcript is spliced from 26 exons. The record is from RefSeq and is a predicted model, not a curated record. NCBI's taxonomy places the organism in Eukaryota, Viridiplantae, Streptophyta, Magnoliopsida, Santalales, Ximeniaceae. Gene Ontology annotation, biological process: tRNA export from nucleus; rRNA processing.
UUCAUGGAGCUCUUGAAAAAGGUCAUCUUUCUGUCUCCCGCCACCCUGUUUUCAGCCCUAGAGCCGCAAGGGUGUUGCACAGACGAAGAAGAGCUAUGGAGUUCGAUUCUUCGCGUACUGAACCAAUGGAGUUGAAGGUGAGAGCGCUCUUGAAGGAGGUGCAGCUCGACUACACUCCUGCCACGACUAAACUUGUCGAUGGCGCUGUUGCGGCCAUCAAAGAAUCCAUUGAUAAAAUCCCUGAAGAUUUAGAGGUUACGGCAGAUUUAGCCCCGGGCUUUGUCAGGGACAUAGGCGCGGAUGCGCACAAUGUUGGAUUCAAGUUCAAAAGGCCAAAAUCUCUUGUGAUUGGUGGCAGUUAUCCUAUGCGUUGCAUUGCGAAGCCUGAUGUAAAUGUCGAUCUUUUCAUUAGGUUACCCAAGGCAUGUUUUGACAAGGAAGAUUAUUUGGAUUACUGCUAUCAUGCCAAACGGUGCCUUUAUCUGUGCAUAAUCAAGAAAUAUUUGAAACUUUCCUCAUUUGUAAAUAAGGUUGAAUGGUCCACCUUCCAGAAUGAGGCUCGAAAACCUGUUUUGGUUGUCUAUCCAGCUGUUAAGGCUGUUGAAAAUCAUGGGCUUUUUGUAAGGAUCAUUCCUACAGCAAAAUCCCUGUUUAAGAUUUAUAAGUUGAAGUUGAAACGGAACAGUUUUUGUUCUCUGAAGCUAGGGAUCACUUCUCUAGCUACACCAAAGUACAAUAGUAGUAUUUUGGAAGACAUGUUUCUUGAGGACAAUGCAGAAUUUGUCAAUAAAACUUUUUCAGGAUGGAAGGAAUUAGGAGAGGCUUUGAUUUUGAUAAAGGUUUGGGCUCGGCGGAGGAGUUCAAUAUACGCUUAUGACUGCUUGAAUGGAUUUUUAAUCUCUGUCCUAUUGGCAUUCCUUGCUACAGAAUCUGGAAAUAAUUGCAUUAACCGUUCAAUGAAGCCAAUGCAGAUAUUUCGUGUUACCUUGGACUUUAUUGCCACUUCAAAAUUAUGGGAUAAUGGGCUUUGUUUUCAGCUUCAAGGCCUAAAAAAUAUAUCAGAACAGUUCAGUAUGCAAUCAUUAUCUAUAUUGCAGAAAAGGAUGAAAUAUAAGCAGUCAUUCCCAGUGGUCAUAUGUGAUCCAUUUGCAUACUUCAAUUUCGCAUUCCGGAUGACAAGGAAUGGUUUUCUUGAGCUCCGAGAAGAAGCUGCUUUGACAAUUAGUUGCUUAUACAAGUGUAAAGAUGUUGGAUUCGAGAAGAUAUUUAUGACUAAAGUUGAUUUCCCUGCCAAAUAUGACUAUUGCAUCAGAUUGAACUUGAAGGGAAAUGCUGAGUUUUGCGCGUCAGGAUUUUGCUUGGACGAAGAGUGUUGGAGAAUGUACGAGCUGAAGAUACAUUUUCUUCUGCAUCAAGGGUUAAAAGAUAGGGCAAAGUCCAUACGUGUUACGUGGAGAAACACCCCUACAGACUGCAAUAUAGAGAAUGGUUUCUCAAUGUUCGAUAGAGAGCCGUUGCUUGUUGGAAUUUCAGUCAGCUCUUUAGACAAAGCACUUAGAAUGGUUGACAUUGGUCCUAGUGGUGAAAAUAAAGAGGAGGCUUUUAAAUUCCGUAAGUUCUGGGGAGAUAAAGCAGAGCUUCGGGGAUUUAAAGAUGGUACAACUGCUGAAAGCACAGUAUGGGAAUGCAAGCAGUGGGAAAGACAUCUUAUCAUAAAAAGAAUUACUGAGCAUGUUCUUUUGCAACAUCUUUCCAUAUCAAAAGAAAAUAUUGUGCAUGUUGUGGAUCAACUUGAUUUCUCUUUGCUUCACGGUGGUGGAGAUCCCAUAUCAUUUUCUGGAAGUUUGCUUGUGGCAUUUGAAGUUUUGUCAAAGCGUCUGCACCUUCUCCAAGACAUUCCAUUGCGGAUAUCUAGUGUGCAGCCUUUAGACCCAGCUUUUCGGUUUACUUCGGUAUAUCCUCCUGAACCUCAUCCCCUAGCAUACGAGAAGGGUGGUGUUUCAAAACUACAAAAGCUUACUUCAACAUGCAUUCAACCACUGGAAGUUAUGAUUCAGUUGGAAGGUUCUGGGAAUUGGCCAUUGGAUGAGGUAGCGAUGGAGAAGACUAAAUCUGCUUUCCUUAUAAAAAUUGGAGAAAGUCUCCAGAACAGUUGUGGAAUGACAUGUACUGCUACUGAGGAUGAUGUUGAUGUUUUUAUGUCUGGAUAUGCAUUUCGUCUUAAAAUUUUGCAUGAGAGAGGCCUGAGUUUGCUGAACAGGCAAAAUGGAAGUGAUAAAGGGAAGCAGGUCUUCUCUGCAGAUAAGAAACUUUUUUUCCGCAGCCAGCAUUCUAGCAUGAUCAAUGGUUUGCAAGGACGUUAUCCAACAUAUGGGCCUGUCGUUCGGCUUGCCAAGCGAUGGAUUGCUUCGCAUCUCUUCUCGGCUUGCUUAGUAGAGGAGGCAGUUGAGCUGUUGGUUGCAUAUGUCUUUUCAACACCAUUACCAUUUUAUGCUCCUCAUUCACGAGUCUCAGGUUUUUUGAGGUUCCUGCGGUUAAUUUCUGAGUAUGACUGGACUUUUUCUCCUUUGGUGGUUGACAUAAAUAAUGAUCUGACGCCAGAUGAUGAAAAAGAGAUUACUGAGAAUUUCAUGUCAAGUAGAAAGGCUUGUGAAGAAAAUGCACAAAAUUUAAACCCUGCAAUGUUCUUGGCCACAGCAUAUGACAGGGUAUCUGAAGCUUGGACCAGAUUCCCACCAAUAUCAUCUGAACUGCGGAGAUUGGUGGCCUAUGCUCGAAGCAGUGCAAACUUGUUGACCAAACUCAUAUUGCAGCAUCAAAUUGAUUCCUAUGGUUGGGAGUGCCUUUUCCGAACUCCUUUGAACAACUAUGAUGCAUUAAUUCUACUCCACAGGGACAGAUUGGCUUUCCCCCAGCGGCUUCUAUUCCCAUCUGAACCAAACCAAGGGAGGCAUGUGGCUAGUGGGAAUGUUAGCAAGGAUUUCCAUCCCUUCUUGCUGGCUGAAGACAUGAAGCGCCCCGAGGAACUGAAAUAUAAGCUAAUGGUGAACUUUGAUCCGCUGAGAUGCUUUGUUGGAGAUUUAGAGAAAGAGUUCCUGAAUGUGUUCAAGGUGUGGUAUGAUUCUCUGGGAGGUGAUGCUAUUGGCCUAACAUGGGAGAGAUCCCAGUCGAAGAAACGAGGACGAGAGGAGGUGGGAAUGGGCGGGGACAUAGAAGAUCCAGUUGGUGUGCUAAGAACUGUUGGUGAUGUUGGAAGAGGGUUUGUGAGGAGUGUUUAUUUUCUGAAGGCCCCUAGAGUUGGGAAUUAAGCAUAUAUAGUAUUUUUCAGGGUAGAGAAUCUUUGUUGUGACUGUAGGUUGUGCUCUUUUUGCCCUUUGUUUCUACAGGAUGGCACCAUAGUAUUUAUAGAGCACCGGGGUGGGUAUUGGGUAAUAGAUCAUUUUGUUUUUGAAUUAGGUCUGCGGGGAAUUGUAAUUUUGAGCUGAGUAGGGUUAGAAAAGAAUCAAACACUGUAUUAUCUAGUAUAAGUCCAUUCCUUUUUUCUAGGUGUAUGCUAAGGGAAACAUAUAGCUUUUGUCUUUUGUCCGGUUUAUGGAGUCCUUGGAUAAGGCCUUAA